AUGUUUUUAUUUUACUUAUUUCUGAUAAUAAAUACUGUGUAUUCAACUACUACUUCACCAUCUUCUGAAUCUAGUUUUGUCUAUGAUAAUCAGACGAUCGGAUUGAAAAAAGGGGGUGGAGAAACAUGCAUGAGUGUUACUUUUCAAGUCAAAAUCUUGAACGAGCAGAAUAACAACAGCGUCCCGAUUGAUUUUCACCUUCCAUCUGGUCUGAUCAAGGGGAAAUGUGCUCCCGAUCGCAAAAGUGAAGCCAAAAUUUCCUCCACAAUUGAGGAAUCAGAUGGGAGAACAAAAACGUUGAAAUUUGUAUUCAGAACGGAAGAAAUGCGUGUAAAACGUGUUGACGAGUUGAGAUGGCAGCUGAAUAAGGUGGUUUAUGUGGAGAAGUUUGCGGGAAGUUCGGCAGUAUUUGAAUCGGAUAACUCUUCAGUUAUUUUCUCGGCUCCUUUGACGCAAAAAUAUGUUUGUGAGGAUAGAAUAAAUGUGACAUUACACAGUGAGAACUUUGACUUCCCAAUUCUAGUGAUGUUCUCUCCAGAAAUCGAUGUUCAGCCGUAUGGUCCGAAAAGUAAUUUCUAUUUGUGCGAGAGAACCCGAAAACGAACCCUCUCUGAAUCCCUUCAAAACCGUUCCACUGUUUUCUGCGGAGUCGUUUUGGCACUUUCAUCGAUUGCUCAUAUCGUUGGACACAUGCUUCGUCGUCACUUCAUGCCACACCGAAAAGAGCUUUACGAGAAUUUGGAUAGACUUCCAGCUAUAAACUAG
Caenorhabditis remanei is the source of this 765-nucleotide messenger RNA. RefSeq lists its product as uncharacterized. The record is from RefSeq and is a predicted model, not a curated record. The coding region runs from base 1 to 765 and encodes 254 amino acids. The transcript is spliced from 7 exons. Lineage: Eukaryota; Metazoa; Nematoda; Chromadorea; Rhabditida; Rhabditidae.